UGGCCUUGCUGGUGGCCAAGAACGUCGCCAUGUUCCCGGGCAACCAGGAGCGGUUCUCGGAGGGCCACAUCGACGUCUGGUGGAUCGUCCACGACGGGGGGAUGCUUAUGCUGCUGCCCUUCCUCCUGCGGCACCACAAGGUUUGGCGCAAGUGCAAGAUGCGCAUCUUCACGGUGGCACAGAUGGAUGACAACAGCAUCCAGAUGAAGAAGGACCUGACCACGUUCCUGUACCACCUGCGCAUCACUGCCGAGGUGGAGGUGGUGGAGAUGGUGA
This is a messenger RNA of Egretta garzetta (little egret), 276 nucleotides long. Its product is annotated as solute carrier family 12 member 5-like. The record is from RefSeq and is a predicted model, not a curated record. The annotation marks the transcript as partial. The transcript has 2 exons. Gene Ontology annotation, molecular function: potassium:chloride symporter activity. Lineage: Eukaryota; Metazoa; Chordata; Aves; Pelecaniformes; Ardeidae. Gene Ontology annotation, cellular component: membrane. Gene Ontology annotation, biological process: chemical synaptic transmission; chloride ion homeostasis; potassium ion homeostasis.